Molecule: messenger RNA, 4028 nt
Organism: Mucor mucedo
Lineage: Eukaryota; Fungi; Mucoromycota; Mucoromycetes; Mucorales; Mucoraceae
Exons: 5
Coding region: 102-4028 (1308 amino acids)
Source: RefSeq, a predicted model, not a curated record
CUUUAUUCCAAUCCUCUAUCCUCUUUUUUCCCCUUUUUUGUAAGGAAGCUUUAAGAGACUAACAAUAUCUUCGUAAACACACAUACUAGAUAUUUGUUGAAAUGAGCCGAAACGAAAGCUCAAACAGUAGCUUAAAAAGACCACCGGAGAAAGAAAGUGAUGAGGAAGACAUACCUGGAAUUUCCUCCAAAAGGUUGAAAAUGGGGUUUAGGCCCUCAAAGUGGCUGAAUUUUUAUUCGGUUGAGCAAAACUUACGGUCUGAAUGGGAGUUUGCAGAACACAACACCCAAGUUUUAUUCUAUAAAUGCACAGGAAACGCACUCUCUUAUUACAACAAUAAUUACAAGCUGCGUGGGUUUAAGGAAAACUGUCGCAAAACGUUGCUUUUUCUUAAAAAUCACAAUUUGGUAGUCUCAAAAUCUGACCAUAACUGUAGCCAAACAAACGCUAUAUUCAAUAAAUGUGAGCAGAUUACGGAUAUUUUAAACAAAAAAAGUCCCAACCCGUUCCGUAUCUCGUCCACUAAAAGCAAUCAUGAAGGCGAAAUAAUUCCUACAGGCCGUUUACUAUUACAAACAAUUAGUCAAACAUGUUACUGCGGAUUUGUGGUGUUUUCUACUCGUUGCUCUCCAGUAGUCAUAAAACCGUAUACAGACCCAUCAGUAUUACAGCUAAAUGUAACUAACAAGGUCCCAAUGCCUUUGUUUGUCAUUUUGCAUCACGCUGAUUCUUUUCUGCCUCAAAAAACGGGUUGGUUUCCAUUGGUUCUUUUAAAUCAUCCAAAGCCCAUUGAUAGAUUAUUUAUCUCUAAAAAAAUCCAACCAUCGACUCAUAUUGUGACGCCAAAAAAUCACUAUGUUGCCGAAAGAAAAGAACCUGGAGAAAAAGGGAAAAAUGCCGCAAGGUCGAAUACGCUCAAUAUAAUCUCUGACGAAAUCAUUAUUCAAAACGUAACAAACAAAGUUAACUCUAUAUAUUUUAAUCAAUGGAUCAACUUGAACGAAGCUGAGAAAGAGGCUGGUGUUAAUUCGUUUAUAGACAGUCUAAGAAACAAGUAUAAAAGUCUUCCCCAAGGCGUGUUUUCUUCGGUCCAAAAAGUACUCGAACAGUCUAUCUACGAUAAAAGCAAAAUACCUAGCAGUAGAACUUGGCUUACGGCAAGAUGGAAUAGGAUAAAAAAAAAUAGUCAUGAUUUUGAUCUAGAUUAUUUCUUAUCUCAAUUCAGUGACUAUUUGGCUUCACGAAUCCAAGGUACCUCUUCCGAGGUUAGUGAAUCUAGUGCCCUCAAACCAGAAGAAGAAGAUGAUGAUAAUCAAUCUGACGCUGAUGGAAACGACACAUUUUCUUUGGCUGAAGAAAAUAUAACAGAAGAAUACCGUACCUGUACUAUGACCUUAAAAAAAGCUCUGUUACCAUCAAUCGACUACGAGUUCUUCAAAAACACCAUCCAAGAAAAACAAAUCGAGGUUCACAACAUAGUAGCUAGUAUGCAAUAUGUAUUAGAGAUUCUGAAUAACUCCUUGCUGAACGGAAGUUUCAGUUUAUGCUUAAAGUCAGAUGACGCUAGUAGUUUUUUUGAUUAUUCUUCCUUGGGGUUAGGAAAUGAACUGGGAGAAUCCGCUUCUGAUCAAAUUGCCAUUAUAAAAGAGGAUGUGCAUCAGAUAGUUAAAUCGGAAAACACUUUUUCGCCACAGUUCUUUUACCAGAUAAUGUCUUCUUGCAUCGGCGACAAGAAAAAAGAAAGAAUAAAAUCACCUAUAAUUGAUUUUUUAGAUCAAAAUAUGGACAAGGCAAAAAAAAUAGAUUAUAAAACCUCGGCUUUGACUGGAUCUGCCUUAAAAAAAGUACAUACUUCAUAUAAGAAUAUGUGGACACUUGAUCUUUUUAAAAAGGAUUUAAGAACCGUCAUCAACACCGUUUUACGCAUUCAUUUUGCAAAAAACAGGUUUAGAAAAUCAAAUUUGGAGAAGCCAAAGGAUGUGAAGGAGUCGAAUAUCAAAAUCAAGAGUUACAAAUCACUAAAAAAGAGAAUGUUAAAGCGUCUUGAGUCCGAAGUUUUAAAGAGAUCGAAAGGGAGUAUGCAUGUCUUGUCACAACUCGUAGAUUACGUUUUCAAUUCUAAAGACACCUUGAUCAGUGAGCCUCUACCCAAACACUCAUCAGUUUCUGAAUCCUCGGAAUUCCCAACUGAUAAUGCUAAAUCAAUAAUCGAAGAUGGAUCUGAUCCUCUAUCUGAAGACUCAAAUACUAGCGACUUAAAUAGCAGCACCAUUAGGGCAUUAGCUGCUGUAAUAUCAAUGUUGGCUUGCUCAGACAAAAUUAGUCAUGCUGUGACGCCGGAGUACUUCAAGAAACAGCUUUAUGCGAAUAAGCAUGAUAUGCCUGACAGUGUAUAUAUUACCUGCUCUAAACUAGUCAACGCUUUACGUCCGAUAUGUUUAAAAAGAGGAGAAAAUGCUGUUGCGUCAAAUUGUAUACAAAUGAAGAAGUUGCGAAAUGUCAUUGUUUUGUACGCGAGUAAUUGUGGAUAUCGUAUCAGUCCUAAACAGCUAAACUUGUGUAAUGUAUCCCAUUAUGAUGAUAAGGAAUAUGAAUCUAUCCAUGUUACUUCCAAAGGAUUGUACAGUUUGUUUAGAGCACACUAUCAUAUGUUUCAAGAAGAGACCGAUAAUUCCGUUCGUAAAUUUACAAGUGUCGCAAGUACAAGCUCUAAUGAAAAGGAACUGUUUCGAAACUUUUUCAAUGUAGACUACUUGCUAAAAAGGUUUAAACAACAAAACCUUGAUCCAGUGUGGAGUUUUGAUUAUGUUAACAUAUACAACAUUUCUUUCUUGGGCAAGAGAACUGUAAACAGUCAAACAACCACUCUUAAAAGUAGCUUUGAAAAAAGUAAGCCACAUGAAGCUACCACUCAAGAAAAAGAGGACGCAAAAAAACUAUCAGACGAUAUUAGAACUGAUAAAGCAAAGCUCAAGAAUCUUUCCUCUACGUUAAAAGUACUAGAAAUCAAAAGGCUACAAGAGGCCAGCGCCUUUAGAAAAGAGGAAAAAAAGAACGGGUGGAACACAGUGCUCUACAGGGAGCUCAAAAAGGCAAGAGCUGAAUUCAACAGCACAUACAAAGAAAUCGUUGACCUUGAAGCUACAAUUCGACAGAACAGUACACAAUUGUAUGAGCUUAACAAGUUAAUAUAUAACAAAAGAGGCGAUACAAUGAACAAAAGUUCAGAUUUAGAAGAUGUUGUAUCCAAAUUACGUUUUAAAGACGCGUUGGAAUCAAACAGACUUGCUAUCAACGGGAUUGAUCCAGGUAUACAUAGUACAGCUCUGGCUAAUUGCACCUCUGCCAAGACAAAUGUUAUUUCAAUUAAUAGAUACAGCGCUUUGAAUGGUUUAAUUGAAGCAGAGAAUGUAGCUUUAGAAGACGAUUAUAAAGCAAGUGUGUUGGAUAUUACACCAACUUUUCUGCGCGGAGCAUCCUUGUACAAAAACCAUAGACGCAAACGAGAAUCUAGAACGAAGAAGGGAAUUACCACCCGCCCAAAGCAGUUACAAAAAGAUCGUCUGACAAGAAAAAUACGAUCCGACAUUCUCUUAAAGAAAAUUAUAUCUAAUCAGCGGAAGCAAGUCAAGAGUAAGACUAUAGUCAAUUUUGUCGGAAAUUGGGGAGGAGAUGCUACUAAAAUCAAAGGCAUCAUUCGCUCAAGCUUGAAACCGGUGAUCUCCCGAUUAAGGGCAGUCGAAAAUGAUAUGACUUUGACAGUCGAUGAAUACGGCUCGACCAUCCACUGUAAUUCAUGCUUCAAAAAAAUGCGUCUCCAGUGCCAUCGUCGAGAUAACAUGUUCAAAAGAAUCAAAGGGGCACUAGCUUGCUAUAAUACAGAGUGUCCUGCAAGAUUGCAACGGCAUACUACCGUAAAUCGCGAUGCGAACGGGGCAAAGAACAUUGGCUUAAUUGGAUUUUCAAAACUAGUAUCAUCUGACGAUAAACCGUUGCCGCCGUUUUGUCGCUCUAAAAAAAGCAGGUAA